This is a messenger RNA of Cynara cardunculus var. scolymus (artichoke), 849 nucleotides long. RefSeq names its product 60S ribosomal protein L26-1. Gene Ontology annotation, molecular function: RNA binding; structural constituent of ribosome. Bases 72 to 512 code for a protein of 146 amino acids. The transcript has a single exon. Lineage: Eukaryota; Viridiplantae; Streptophyta; Magnoliopsida; Asterales; Asteraceae. Gene Ontology annotation, biological process: ribosomal large subunit biogenesis; cytoplasmic translation. The record is from RefSeq and is a predicted model, not a curated record. Gene Ontology annotation, cellular component: cytosolic large ribosomal subunit; ribosome.
UUCACUCAUCGAUCGGGAGAGAGAGAGAGAGAGAGAGAGAGAGAGAGAGGGAGUCACGCAGAGCAGCGGAGAUGAAGUACAAUCCUAAUGUUAGUAGCUCCCGCCGGAAGAACAGGAAGGCACACUUCUCCGCGCCGUCGAGCGUUCGUCGCGUCCUGAUGAGUGCACCUCUCUCCGGCGAGCUUCGCUCCAAGUACAAUGCCAGGUCCAUGCCUGUCCGCAAGGAUGACGAGGUCCAGAUCGUUCGAGGCACCUACAAAGGUCGUGAGGGAAAGGUUGUGCAGGUGUACCGUCGUAAGUGGGUGAUUCACAUCGAGCGCAUCACUCGUGAGAAGGUCAAUGGAACGACUGUCAAUGUCGGAAUCAAUCCGUCCAAGUGUGUGAUCACGAAGCUCCGUCUCGAUAAGGACCGGAAGUCGCUGCUUGAACGUAAGGCGAAGGGACGUGCUGUGGCGGAUAAGGAUAAAGGGACUAAGUUCACGGCCGAGGACAUCAUGCAGAACAUUGAUUGAUUUAGUCUCAUUCUAUGUCUUUUAUGGUUAGUGUUCUCGAUUUCUCUAUCAAUUAUCGUACUGCUUUUGGGCUCAAUUUUGGUUACAGCUUAAUUUCAGAUUUGAUUGAGGAUUUGCAUAUUCAACCUUUUGAUUUCUGAGAUUGGAUUUUGGCAAAGUUUGUUUUUGGUUACAUUUGAAUCACGAUAUUGGUUUAAGUAAAUUUAUCGUCAAUUUUCUUUUACGCCUUGUUAUUUUUGGUUCAUUACUUAGGCGUAGUACGAUUUGUGUAAGGGCGUGAAAGCAAUCAGGAUAUCUGUAACAUUUGUAUGAAAAAUUUGUAUAUAAUCUUUGGAGA